Messenger RNA from Penicillium oxalicum, 1005 nucleotides. Its product is annotated as ubiquitin-conjugating enzyme E2 variant. The transcript is spliced from 5 exons. Lineage: Eukaryota; Fungi; Ascomycota; Eurotiomycetes; Eurotiales; Aspergillaceae. Gene Ontology annotation, cellular component: nucleus. Bases 1 to 1005 code for a protein of 334 amino acids. The record is from RefSeq and is a predicted model, not a curated record. Gene Ontology annotation, biological process: protein K63-linked ubiquitination; DNA damage tolerance.
AUGUCUGCGAUUGUUCCGCGAAACUUCCGCCUCUUGGAGGAGCUCGAGAAGGGCGAAAAGGGAUUGGGCGCCGAGGCAUGCUCCUACGGGUUGGCCGAUGGCGAGGAUACGAUGAUGAGCAAUUGGAACGGGACUAUUCUGGGUCCUCCUAAUAGCGUCCACGAGAAUCGAAUUUACUCUGUCAACAUCCACUGCGGUCCCGAUUACCCUGACAACCCUCCUACCCUCCAAUUCAUCUCGCGCGUCAACCUUCCCUGUGUUGAUCAACAAACAGGAAAGGUUGAUCCGACCCAGGUUCCGUGUCUUGCUCAAUGGAAGCGAGCCUAUACUAUGGAGACAGUUCUGAUUGAGCUGCGAAGAAACUUCGCUCUCAAGGCACUGGAUUUACUCGACCAUGCGCGCCGGGGAAGUCAACAUGCCAUUGAAAAACUCAGCUCGAUAAUAUCUCGAACCAAGUCGCUCAAAGAGCAGCAAGCGGCCGAGCAAAGAAAAUUCAGAGAGCUGCAGCCCUCGAAGCCAAUGUCGCCAAAGCAGAUUCAAAAGGAAAAGACAAAGCGCUUCGAGGAAGAGACAUCGCGCAAGCACCCGGACGCUCCCGACAUACUUGAACGCCCAUAUUCUACUGUGAGUGGAAGUCGAAGGGUGCCUGUCUUAGUCAAUGCCCGAGGAGUUCCGUUCUUGCGCAUCAAGAAGCCACAACCAAGGAAUCUCAGCGGCGUCAUCCGGAGCAAGCUUGAAAAGCGCUGGAACCGCAUUGUGACUCGAGAUCGAUUGGCCGUGGAACUUCUCUUUGCGAAAGACGAAGAUCACUGGGACAGGCUCACCGACACGGCAGAACGAUCAACUUGGUCUGAGGGCGUCAAGCGUGCGUUGGACGAUGUCUACGAGAAAAUUCGAAAGACGGAUAGGCAAAAUCGCGAGCUUUCAGAGAGAAUGUGGCAAACUGUACUUCAAGAAAGAGCCCUGGCCAGGCAAGAAAGCUUGGAGCGAAAUUCCCGUCAUUGA